Molecule: messenger RNA, 522 nt
Organism: Daldinia caldariorum
Lineage: Eukaryota; Fungi; Ascomycota; Sordariomycetes; Xylariales; Hypoxylaceae
Exons: 3
Coding region: 1-522 (173 amino acids)
Source: RefSeq, a predicted model, not a curated record
AUGGAGUACGCGGGUGUCUUGUUAUUCAAAACUUCAAACGAACAUUCUGGCGACGAUAUACUCGGUGUAAUCCAGCCUGAAAAAUGGCGAAGAGCCACUCUCGCUUAUUCUCGCAACGGAACGACAGCAACGAAGAUGCAGAAUAUUUCGGAUGCAGAUGUUCUCUCCAUUCUGCUCAAAUUGUUUGCCCAGGUUUCUGGCCGAGAGAUUCGCCCGUGCGAUGAUCUUUUUCAACAGGGGGGUAGAGUCUAUCAUUGGGACUGUCCAAACUGUGGCGGAGGCCUAAUUCGAAUAUGCAAUGGCGGUAAGAUUGGCAAUUCUCACGAAGAUGUUGAUGCGUGGGAGUGGAUGAGAGAACUUGCAGAGAAGUAUAGCCAGUUUGAGAGACAUAAAGUCACUUCAAAGCGUGGAAAUGAGGAAGUUGUAGUACUAACGGGUGCCACCGGUCUGCUAGGAGCCCACAUUUUAUCUCACGUAGCGAAAACGAGAGCGUCUGUCGAGAGUCAUGAUCGAAAGCGCUAG